AUGAUCGCAGAGGAAGCGGAGUCACAGUUGAAUCGAAGAGUACGUACUACUUACCUGCGUUACACUAUACCAGCUGCGAGAGUAGCACCUGAUCCGGGAAGUUUGCACAAGUCGGCUGCCAGGGGCCACAAAGCGGCUCGUAAAGGAUUAUCUGUUGUCGAAGCAUACGUAGGCGAACGUUACGCUCACGGUGCGAGAAACUGGAUCAAAUUGACAUCAGCCGCAAUUCCCGUUUACCCGACAUGA
Messenger RNA from Echinostoma caproni, 246 nucleotides. Lineage: Eukaryota; Metazoa; Platyhelminthes; Trematoda; Plagiorchiida; Echinostomatidae. The record is from the annotation of a GenBank genome assembly.